Messenger RNA from Hordeum vulgare subsp. vulgare (domesticated barley), 817 nucleotides. RefSeq lists its product as uncharacterized. The transcript has a single exon. The record is from RefSeq and is a predicted model, not a curated record. Bases 461 to 805 code for a protein of 114 amino acids. Lineage: Eukaryota; Viridiplantae; Streptophyta; Magnoliopsida; Poales; Poaceae.
UGGUGAUAACAGGGUGAGUACAAGAGUAUUUAAACAGGGAAUCUGCCAUCCAAGCUGGCGGUGUGGUACUAAACAAGGUUCGGCGAACCGAGCGGCGUGCUAAACGCGCGCUGGGCCACCCUCGUCCAUUAGCUAACGACGCUCGCGGUGUGGUACUAAACAGGACGCCUCGCCGACCCUGUCCAAGAUCUUCCCCACGCCCCGCGUCGACAAGAAGCGGAAGAGAUCGAUCCCCAGGGCCGCCUCCCUGCUCUGCUCCUCUGCUCCCCGGCAGCGCAAGAAGGACCGGGGCCGCCUCCUCUCCGGCUCGCCGUUGUAGCUCAUGCUUUGCUUUGGAGCGCCGAUGUAGCUCAUGCUUUGCUUUUGAGCGCUGGAGCUCGCGCCAGGCUGCCAUCGCGCCGCGAGCCCGACGGCUCCCAGGUGUACCCCGUCGGCUGCACCGCCGCGUGUCCGUAAAACCAUGCCGGAGCGCCAGCGCCGCGCCCACCGGAAGCAGGAGGCCCCAGGAGAGCGCGUUCAGGGAGUCGUGCGCCCACUGCAGCAUGGCAGACGCGAUGGGGGAGGACUCCGUCGUCGUGGUGAGGAUGUCGACGGUGGCGUGAGACGCCAGGUCGGACGCUCCUUCCGCCUCGACCACACCCGCCGUCGCCCAGCUCGCGCCGACCAAGAAGCGGAAGAAAUCGAUCCCCCGGGCCGCCUGCUCUGCUCCUCUGCUCCCCGGCAGCGCAAGAAGGACCGGGCCGCCCCCUCUCCGGCAGGUGUCCGCCGCAUCUUCCGCCUCGUCUCUGGUGCCGCAGGGGCCUGAGGCAUCUUCCGC